UGAAAGGCCAGUGGGGUGUGCUGCUUUUGUGCUAUGGAUAUUUCACAAAUGCCAGUUUUACUGUGUUACUUCCACAGGCAAGAAAUGCCAUCAGUGGGUUUGGGGCUUUGACUAGUGUUCAGUAAUUCAGUUUAACAGGAUCUGGACCACACUGGGCUGCAGUCCCUUUGUAAUGUACUACAACGCGUGUACCUGCAACACACUGAGCUAAUAUUUAGAGGUAAAGCUCCAAAUCUGUCCUUUGCACUGUAAUAGAGUAUUCAUAGAAAGUGGGCCUCAUAAAACACUUGAUGGUUGGAAAUCACUAGUCUAGAAGGAUAUGCAAGAUUCAACGUUAAGUCUCUCAAAUCACACAAGUUUACCUCAAAGACAUUUUUACAACGCCUUUGGAGAACUCUUUUGAACUUGCUCUCAUUGAAUACCCAAUCCUGGCCUAAAGUACAGUGUAAUGAUGCUUAUAUAUCGCUCCACUGGCUCUGCAAGCCCACUUGAGCCAGUUUUGUACAACACUUCAGCUCCUGGGUGGGAGCCGCCGCCGCAGCAGCGUCAGGCAGCCCUUCAGCACCACUCAGCUCCACGGCACCCGGCUGAAGGGUUUCCGUCAGGGAGACAUGGGAAGUACUCCAGAGAUUUUGCAAGUGGGGAAACCACCUGAGCUCAGCCCCGUGGUCUCCAGCCAAGUGGGAGCAGGAGGUUAAGGGCCUGCAAUUAAGACGGAGAGAUCUUCAUUUAGAGCUCGAGGGUGGCAAAAUGGCAGCUGCUCCUACAGGCCCUGCUGUGCUCUCCCUGUGAGGGGACGGGCUCUUUGCUGAGCACUGGGCACCCCAUGCACAGACGGGGAAAGCUCUGCUGGUCCACCCACUUCAGGGCUUUGUGCCUCCUGAAGAUUUAGAGGUUCGCUCGGCACCGUGCGAGGCCUUAGGGCUGCGGGGAAACCACGGACGGCAGCACAGAGGAGCGUGGUGGGGCCGGGCAAAGCCGAGCGAAGGAGCGCAGCGGUGGCAGUGACCCGAGUGCGGGCGGGGGCUCCUGUCCCCCAGAGCGGUGCCUGUCUCCUCAGGAGGGUGAACAACACGGGCCCUGCUCACAGAGUGUGUGAGGGCAGAGGAGGAGGAGGAGGAGGAGGGAGCCCGGCAGGCCCCUGCCCAUGGCAGCGCUGGCCGGGGCAGUGGUGCUGCCGGGGCAGGGACAGGCCGUGGUGCACAGCGUGUCCCAGGGCAUGGCUCUCACCCUGCGGGAAGGGAUCUGCGUGUUCUAUGACCUAGAGCUGGCACAGAUUCAUGUUCUGCAAGAGGAAGGGCAAGAAAAGAGUUCAGAAAGCAAGGCAACUGAGAAACCAGUAGACAUGCUCCGGAUGGAGAUUGACAGAGAUAAUGAUGCCAUUGCGUUUGAAAAUAACAUCCAGCAGCUGAGCCCAUCUGAAGAGGGGGAAGGAAAGAAACUUUUUUCCACAGUUGGGGAAAAAAAGAGCCAAAGCUGCAAAGCCAGUGAAAAUUUGUCAGAGUUGUGUAAUGAAAGUAAAGAGCAGGAAUAUGCAACUGCAUCAGAACAAACAGUUGUAAAAAAUUCCAAGAAUCUAAAAUUUCAGGCUUGUGCACCGCGUCAGAAAAAAGGAGAAAAAGAAGGUUUCAGCUGUUGUUUCUGUUCAUUCACCUCAGCCAGAUUGUCAAAUCUGAAGCGUCACUUGAAAACCCAUUCUGAUGAGAAACGUUACUUGUGUCACCUCUGCCCGAAGGCUUUUCGUACAGCAACUCUCCUGCACAACCAUGUGAACACACAUACAGGGACCAAACCCUACAAGUGCAGUGACUGUGAUACAGCAUUUGUGACCAGGGGUGAGCUUUCACGACACAGGAGGUACAAACACACCUUAGAAAAACCUUUCAAGUGCACGAUAUGUGAAUACUCCAGUGUAGAAGCCAGCAAAAUGAGACGACACAUUCGUUCCCACACAGGAGAGCGUCCCUAUCCCUGUGACCUUUGCAGUUAUGCCAGCAAAGAUGCCUAUAAACUGAAAAGGCACAUGUUAACUCAUACAGGGGAAAAACGCUACGAAUGUUGUGUUUGCCGGGCCAGAUUCACUCAAAGCGGUACCAUGAAAAUCCACAUGUUACAGAAGCACAGAGAAAACGUCCCAAAACACCAGUGUCCACACUGCAGCACCCUUAUUUCCCGAAAAAGUGAUUUGGGUGUCCACUUGCGAAAUCUUCACUCCUACAUGGAGGAGGCCAUUAAGUGCAGUGCCUGCGAGGCAGUUUUUCACGAACGCUACGCUUUCCUUCAGCACAAGAAGACUCACAGAGGAGGAAAAGGAUUCAAAUGUGCUCAGUGCAGCUACACGUGUAAUCAGAAAAAUAUGCGUAAGCAUGCUGAAAAUUGUGGAUUGGGGAGGACAGAAACUGCUGCACCCAGAAAAAGAAGCAAGGAGAAAAAUAAAAUUCAGGAGAACCCCAAGCGUGUUAAGUCAGAAGGUAAUCAGCAAUGCCUAAGGAAUGCAGGAGCGUGUGGAGGUGCUGCCGGCUCCGUCCUGCCAGGAGAGCAGCCCAGGAGGGACCUGCUGUUCCUGCCGGGCUCCCCUCGCCUGGCAGAUGCAGGCUGGCUGCAGGAGGUCACUGUGGGCAGCCAGGCUGCCCUAAUGUGGGGUUUUCUCCUUCUCAGGAGCAGCUGAUUGAGUCGAAACAAUACUCUGCUUUCCCCAUUUGAUGAUGAAGACUGACAGUUUGUAGGAGAUGAGUCAAAGGUCACUGAUGAGAAGAUCCAUCCAGAUAAUUGCUGUAAUUGCACCCUGAGGAUGCAGCUCCCGUCACAAAGCAUCAGGCAGUGACUCUGUUGGUAAAUAUAUACUUGGAAGUGAACUUCAUCCCGUGCUUUAAAUCAGGAAAGUUCCUUCAUGAGAUAUAAAUGGAGAAAGUUCUCUUUUUUUCUUAAUCCAGCCAUGUUUUCUCCUGUUGGCAGAUGAACGGGAAAUAGCCCCAUUCUGAAACAGAGGAGUAAUUGUGAUUUAUACAUAAAAUUGCCAUUUAGUGUUAAAUCCUUUGAUGAAUACACAAGCUGUUGUUACUUCACAACAAAUAUCAAUAAGCAGCAUGAAUGAAUGAAUAUACAUAAUUCAUAAUAUUUUACUUGAAAGUGAAUCUUUUUCUUACAGUGAUUGAUUCAUUUUUUUAUGUUUGUCCAGUGACUUCUUUACAACUUAAUAUAAAAAGCUUUUCUGAUGGAGAGUGAACAGUAACAGAUACAAGCAGCAGGCCUGCCACAAAAUUAGCUCUUUAUUCCACCCCUUCACAAGGCCCAGAAAUCAGCAAUGCUAAAAUAUUAGGAUGAGAAUUCAUAGUGGGGAAUCAGAAGCAAUGAAAGGAUGUAAAAUUUCUCAGAUUACCAGUACUUGCUGUUAAAUUAAAACUCAACUAUUCUGACGUAAAACUCAAAAUUAAGAGCCUUAUAACAGCUAGGUAGCAAUUUUAGAUAUUGGGGCCCUAGCUUCUUAAACUUGUAGAUGAGAGGAAGGUGAAACCAUUUGGAUUUCCUAGAAAACAUAAGGAGUUUGAGGUUAUUUAUACGUCUGAAAAUGCAAUAAAAUAUAAAUAUAACUUUCAGAAGCAUCAGUGGCUUGGUCUGUGCAGGGUUGGGUGGUGCUGUGGUACCCAGUGGUGUUUCCAGGUGAACAAAAUCUUGUGUACUCUGGCCUGUUUGUGAGUGCACUGGGUGUGAAAGCAACUACCCUCUAUUUAAUGGGUGUAGGCAAAGCUGUUUCAUGUGAUGUCCACUGAAAUCAUUGAUCAAAGAUUAAUUUUUAAUUUUCAGAAUUCAAGCUGUUCUGUGGCUGUUUACAAAACCAGAAAAACUCCCUCUAAGAUUUUGCGAUAAUGACAUUCAUGAUCAAAUCCUUAUUUUUGGAAACUGAAUUUUUUUGUUGUUUUUCAAGUGCUCUGACUUGAGAAAAUAUAUCUUCCCUAAACACAUGUGUACUCUUGCUUAAUUAAGAAGUAAUUUACGUAAGUCCUUGUGCUGCAUGAUAUAGAGACCAUUAGCAAGGAAGUGAGGAAGUGAUGAAAUUUGUUCCCUUCUAGCCCACGCUCCCUGGGACACUCAUCUAGCCUGGGAAUCAGCACAAGCAG
Molecule: messenger RNA, 4118 nt
Organism: Pseudopipra pipra
Lineage: Eukaryota; Metazoa; Chordata; Aves; Passeriformes; Pipridae
Gene: CTCFL
Product: CCCTC-binding factor like
Exons: 10
Coding region: 1148-2668 (506 amino acids)
Biological process (GO): regulation of transcription by RNA polymerase II
Cellular component (GO): nucleoplasm
Molecular function (GO): DNA-binding transcription repressor activity, RNA polymerase II-specific; RNA polymerase II cis-regulatory region sequence-specific DNA binding
Source: RefSeq, a predicted model, not a curated record